AUGGGCGUUCAACAUCAAGAUCAGGCUGUGCUGAAAGCCCCCCCGUCUGCGAGCCAGAAGCGCGAUCUGUUUGCUUGCCAGCAGAACGACGGACAUCUAACCCAGCACCAUGCGGACAUUGACUACGGUGACAUAUCAAUGUCCUCCUCAUGCUUCAGACUUGUCCCAGAGAAUCUGGGACAGCGCCUCGGGGAAAGAGACGAACUAUCGAUUACACCGCACUACAUCCCGCCGAGCACCCCAACCGAUGUAGAAAUCGAGUCCCCUAUAACUUCACUCUUUGAACAAGCGCAAGAUACUCUAGAUCAAUUUCAAGGGUGCAUUGACUACCAUAGUGCGAAACGGUGCGAAGCGCGAUUACAUGAUCCGAUGGUACGACGGUCCUCCACGAGCCUGUUCGAAAUGCCAAUACCGCCAAGGGACUUGAUUUACUGCGAAGACGUAGCCACCGCCCCCUCCACUCCGCAAUUUAUCGAUCAGAACGGCUAUAGACAGACACGAGAUGGCAAUGGAAUUUAUGAAAAUCCCAUUAGCAAUCAGCCCGCCAUAGAAUUCGGUCGAGUCAUCUGGUGGGCCUCAACUGAUCUCCAACCUACAGCACGGUACUUCCCUGCCGACUCUGGCAUGGACUCAGCUGCCUGGAUGUAUUAUCAAACAUCUACUCUGGCACAUCCUCUGAUACCCAGCGUAUAUACACUUCCAUCUUCCACGCCGUCUCCCAGGACUAUCGACUUGCCUCCAGGCUCUCCAUCCCCUGCCAGUGGACAGACCGGUCACAGCAUUUCUUCGAAUGACGAUGGGCUGGGGGAAAGCCAGUGCCGUCCAUCUUCUCAGAAGAGGAGGAAAUCCAGCACCGAGACCGUCGCUCACAAUGACCAACCACAGAGCAACACAGUUUCACAGAAACGCGAGAGCAACGUCCCAGACCCGCGGCCGCCAUUUCGCGGCCGCGAUCGUCACCGGCGAGCUUCGGCCCGCAACUGGCAGAAGCAGAAGCAGCAGAGCGCCGACCUCGAGUCAGCAAAAGACACCGCCGAGGCGCUCAAUAGCCAACUACACCGCGAGCAUGCGCGAGUUUCGAGCCAAGUCAUGGACCUCAAGAACGCUCUCAUGGACCACGCCAUGUGCAAUCACCCCGCGAUCAACGGGUGGCUGCGCUGCCAGGCGGCGAAUUAUGUUUUCAACAGUGGCGGAGGAGUCGAUGUGGGAUGGGAAAGCGAGGAAGAAUCCGGUGCGGGCGAGAUACCAGUGACGGCUUGCACUGCUGGCUGGGCUAGUACUACUUGCAUUUGA
This is a messenger RNA of Colletotrichum orchidophilum, 1293 nucleotides long. RefSeq lists its product as uncharacterized. The coding region runs from base 1 to 1293 and encodes 430 amino acids. The transcript has a single exon. The record is from RefSeq and is a predicted model, not a curated record. Lineage: Eukaryota; Fungi; Ascomycota; Sordariomycetes; Glomerellales; Glomerellaceae.